AUGUGCUGUGUGCUUUCUGUUGAAGUCAGGGUGCUUCGAAAUUAUCGACGUCUGCUAUUGGCAUUGCAGAAAGAUGCUGGCAGCUUCCAGGCUUCGCUGCAGACCUUCCGGGAGCCAGGGGCCUUCAACGAGAGUGCCGUGCCCGAGGCAGCGUCGCAGCUGGUCUUCGCUUUGGUACAAUGGGCGCUAGCCUCCGACCCUCUUCGCAACGUUUGCCUGCCAGCUCGCAUAAACUCGAAGUGCGCAGUCACUGGAGAUAUGAAGAAGAAGGUUUGGAAGCCAACUUCAUCUUUCCGGAUCUGCCAGGCAAAAUGCAACAGUGAAGCUGUCGAGACCUCGUCUUGCUGUGUGCACUCAGCAAAGACCGGACAGUGCCAAAUGAUAUUCGGCGGCAAUGCCACCCUACCUGCCGAGCCGCAGGAUCGAAGCCGAGCAGCGCUGUGCCGCCCUUUCCCAGUGGCGCGGGUGGCUGCUGAACUCGGGAAGCUCGUCAAUUUUGUAUCCCGCGUCCUCCUGGAUGAGUGA
Symbiodinium sp. CCMP2592 is the source of this 525-nucleotide messenger RNA. NCBI's taxonomy places the organism in Eukaryota, Dinophyceae, Suessiales, Symbiodiniaceae. The record is from the annotation of a GenBank genome assembly.